UUUCUUUUUCUACAACAUUAUUAUCAUGUCCUCACUCAACAACACUCACAAACAACACAACCACUCUCUAUCCUGCUGCUACUAACUCAUUUCACCAAUCCUUCAUUACUAACCGUGCGCCUCUCUCUCUCUCUCUCAAAUGCUUUCUCCACCAUUUCACCCCUCGGCAACUCUUCCUCGCCGGUGAAUAAUACUCAAACAAUGCAAGACACUCUUCCACACCACCAACACAUUAACAUCAACUUUCACUCCAAAAACAACAAAUCACAACAACACAAACACACUUCCGUUACGCCUCUCCCUAACGGUGACAUCUACACCGGAGCCUUAUUAGGAAACAAACCUCACGGCACCGGGAAAUACCUCUGGUCAGACGGUUGUAUGUACGAAGGUCAGUGGCGAAAAGGAAAAGCCUCCGGUAAAGGAAGAUUCUCGUGGCCGUCGGGAGCUACCUACGAGGGUGACUUCAAGUCAGGUCGAAUGGAAGGAUUCGGGUCAUUCAUUGGAGUAGACGGGGAUGUUUACAGAGGGACCUGGUUCGCUGAUCGGAAGAAUGGAUUCGGCGAGAAACGUUAUGGUAAUGGUGAUGUCUAUGAGGGAUGGUGGAGGUGCAACUUGCAAGACGGUGAAGGGAGGUAUGUUUGGAAAAACGGGAAUGAGUAUGUUGGAGAGUGGAAGAAUGGUGCUAUAUGGGGGAAAGGUGUUUUGGUUUGGGCGAAUGGGAACCGUUAUGAAGGGUUUUGGGAGAACGGUGUUCCAAAGGGGAAUGGAGUUUUUACUUGGUGUGGUGAGAGUUUUGGGAAUGAAGAGAAACAGUGUGAGAUGAUGAUGGCGAGAAAGAGAUCUUCGGUGGAUGGUGGUUCGAAGGGUGUUGGUUUUCCUAGGAUUUGUAUUUGGGAACUUGAUGGUGAAGCCGGUGAUAUCACUUGUGAGAUUGUUGAUAAUGUGGAGGCUUCUGUGUUUUACAAAGAUGGUAGUGAAUCUGAAAACAGUGGAGAAAGUUAUGGUGGUGGUGUGAUGGAGAAGAGUCCUUGUUGGUCUCUUGAUGGUGAUGUUAAGAAGCCUGGUCAAACUGUGUCUAAGGGACAUAAGAGUUAUGAUCUUAUGAUUAGUCUACAAUUGGGUAUUAGAUAUACUGUUGGCAAGUAUGCUCCUGUUGUGAGAGAACUUAGAGUAGGAGAUUUUGAUCCUAAGGAGAAGUUCUGGACUAGAUUGCCACAAGAAGGAUCUAAGUUUGCAGCACCUCAACAUCAAUCAAUGGACUUCAGGUGGAAAGACUAUUGCCCCAUGGUGUUCAGACAUCUAAGGGAAUUAUUUGCCAUAGAUCCUGUGGACUACACACUUGCUAUUUGUGGAAGUGACUCACUCAGAGAGAUGUCUUCUCCGGGAAAAAGUGGAAGUAUCUUUUACCUCACUCAAGAUGACCGUUUCAUAAUCAAGACUGUGAAGAAAUCUGAAGUCAAGGUGCUUACCAGAAUGCUUCCAAGUUAUUAUCAACAUGUUUGUAAGUACAAGAACACUUUGGUUACAGCAUUUUUAGGGGCACAUUGUAUCAAACCUGUUGGAGGUCAAAAGAUUCGGUUUAUUGUGAUGGGAAACGUGUUCUGUUCGGAGUAUCGAAUCCACAAAAGGUUUGAUCUCAAAGGCUCUUCUCAUGGUCGAAUCACGGAUAAACCUCAGGAGCAGAUUGACGAGACUACCACUCUCAAAGACCUUGAUCUUAAUUUUGUUUUUCGCCUAGAGCAGUCUUGGUUUCAAGAGCUAAAAUGGCAACUUGACAGAGACUGUGAGUUUCUGGAAGCUGAGGGAAUCAUGGAUUAUAGUCUUUUGAUUGGCCUUCAUUUCCGCGAUGAUCACUCAGUUGAUGAAACGGAAAGUUCACCGCGUGAUAUUCUGUCAGCAGGCAAGAGGGACAUGCAUGAUGAUGAUACGCACAUACCCCGUGGACCUUUAAUCCGGCUCGGAAUGAACAUGCCUGCCAGAGCUGUGAGAGUGUGUAAUGGAAAAAGCAACAAUUCUACUCCUUCCUCAGAGAGUAGUAGUGAGAUCUCUGAUAUAAUCCUUUACUUUGGUAUCAUUGACAUUCUUCAAGACUAUGAUAUUAGCAAAAGGAUAGAACAUGCGUACAAAUCACUACAAGUUGAUCCUAUUUCCAUCUCAGCCGUUGAUCCUAAGCUAUACUCCAAAAGAUUUAGAGAUUUCAUACACAGAAUCUUUGUUGAAGACACAUGACACAUGUUUGGACAGAACUGAACUUGACCAAUUCAAUGACAUGCUUAUGCAUCAAGAAAAUUGGCAUCAAAUUAUUAAAUCCAUGAGAUUAGUAUAUAGUUGAUGGCUAAAUUUUUCUUAUAGCCAUUUCAAGUAUUAUAAUGAGUGGGGGUGGAAAAAAUGAGACAACACUUAUGUCAAUGUUUUUUUCCUUUUGUAGUGGGGAGUGGCUGGCACAAUAGCUUAUGCAUAUAAAAGUCACAUGACAUGUGAUUAGUUUUUUAAUUUUUUAAAAAUGGCUUAUCUUGUGUAUAUGAAUCAAUUGUGGGGUGUGGAGAAAAGGGUAUAGAGGAUGGAAUGAAGAUUCAAAUUGAUUAGGGAUAUUAAUGUAGAGAGAUAUUGGAUUUUGAUAGUGGAAUGAAAUUGAAUUGAACAUGUUUUUUUUGGAGAAAUUUGAAAAACAAGAAAGUGAAAGUUGACAUAGGGGACCCAAGUUUGUCUCUCUAUAUCUCUCUAAUGUGCUUUUCAAACUUCUUUUAUUUUUUUCUUCCACUUUUGCAGUGAGUAUAUAAGCCAUAAAAAGAAGAGAAAGGCACAAAAAUAAAAGAAAGAGGUAGUGUUUGGUUGUUUUAUUUGUUUAUUUUUGUCUCUCCUUUGUCAUUGUACACACCAUGACACCAAGUUUGAACAAGUAGUAUACUCACUUCCCACCCUUACUAUUUUAUGUACCUUUUGUGUUUUUGAACAAUGGUAAGACCAAGAAGCGAAUAAAACGACAAAGCUAACACGUCAAUGUGGACCUAAAAUGUGGUCCAAUGUAGCAUCUUUUGAUAGGUAUUUAUGCAUGUUAUGUCUUAGCAUUUUAAUAUUAAGAAAAAUGAUGGAACUUGUUUGAGAAGUCUCACCUUCAUUGAUCAACUAGCACUUACGAACAUAUUCUAUGAGGUUUAUUUAUAUCUAACUUAAAUUUUAUACGGCAUUAGUCAAUUCUAGAUAUUUUUGGACUCGUCGGAUUCUGCAUU
Molecule: messenger RNA, 3233 nt
Organism: Vicia villosa (hairy vetch)
Lineage: Eukaryota; Viridiplantae; Streptophyta; Magnoliopsida; Fabales; Fabaceae
Product: phosphatidylinositol 4-phosphate 5-kinase 1-like
Exons: 8
Coding region: 202-2232 (676 amino acids)
Biological process (GO): phosphatidylinositol metabolic process
Molecular function (GO): 1-phosphatidylinositol-4-phosphate 5-kinase activity; ATP binding
Source: RefSeq, a predicted model, not a curated record